AUGCGUCUCACGAACGAGCGUAGCUGGGCAAAGAUGGCGGCGGGCUCCGAUUUGCUGGAUGAUGUUUUCUUCAACACAGAGGUGGACGAAAAAGUAGUUAGUGAUCUGGUCGGGUCUCUGGAGUCUGAACUAACUGGAGCAGAUCACGUCAACACAGCAGUCAGGGUCCAGUCUGCAGCAAAUCACGUCGGCAAUUCAGCUGUAGGUAGUAAUUCCAAUGUUCAGGGCAGCAAAAUGGGACUUUCACAACAAGAGCUUGCUAAAGCAGGGACAGGAGUGCAAGGAGGUGUCAUUAACAGUACGGUGUCCCACGGUUCAAGCGUGGAUGGGGCAGCCGGGACCACAUCGGCGGUGGGAUCGAGCAUGACAGCCGCUCAGACUCAGUCCAAGUCGGGGACAACUAGCGGAGUCGUUACGGUAGUAUCAGAUACAGCAUCUUGUGCUGGGAAACCUGGAGCGACUGGUGUUCAAACUUUGAAUGGAAGUGCCGUGGUCAUGAACUGUCAUAUCACGGGAGGCGCAUCUGCUGACAGCAGCGGCAACAACUCCAAACCCGCUGUCACGCUUGUAAACAACGGACCUGUUUCCGUGAGCAAAGGAAGCGCAGCAGAUUUAUCUGCAACACCAAGUACUAUUAUUCGGACUUCUUCCACGAGUGCGCAGAAUACCGUGACUUCGCCUGUGAUUUCGUCGCAGCCCUCUGUGAAAAGUGUGCCCACGGUCACGCUUGUGAGGCCACCUAUGCAAACUCCCAGUAACACCUCACAAAGCGGAGGAAACCCGACCACAGUUUUGACAGCACCAGCCGUCAGCGUUACCAGCACGGCUGGCCCUCUAGUCACCAAACUCGACUCCACAAAGACUGUAAUGCAGACUGGUGCACACGUCGUUGCUUCAGCUGUUGCGACAGGUACAACAGCGACUAUGAGGAGCCCGACUGUUUUGCAAAACUUGAGGACUUCGGUGCCGUCAACAAUUGCUGCCACUCCUCCCAGUGGAAUACGAGCUAUCGCUCCACAGGUGUUGGCACCUCGGCUCACUCAGCCUCAACAAAAUGCCCCAAAUAUCCAAAACAUUCAGCUCCCCCCAGGCAUGGUCUUGGUUCGCAGCGAAAGUGGGCAGCUGCUGGUGAUUCACCAGCAGACCUUGGCUCAGAUGCAGGCUCAGUCGCAAUCCCAAAGCGCCAUGACACCACGACCUGCAGCCCCCACAAGCACUCCACCUGUCCAGAUCACUUCUCUACAGGCUCCAGGGGCGUCACUGCUGGCUCGUUCGGUGACCCCCACCACUAUUAUUAAACAAGGUUCCACAGUCCAAACCACUGUGACAGCCACCACCAAACUGCAGAGGCCUCCUGUACUGCAGAACACCAUCAUGCUGGGAGGAACUGCCACCACCCCGGGUCAGCCUCUAGGAACACCCACCGCAGUACAGCCUGGGUCUGCAGCCACAGCAGUAACACAGAGGGUAGGGCCCCUUGGCACCACUGGGACCCCUGUCACUCCAACAGCUAUUACAGCUGAGACACUGGAGAAUGUGAAAAAGUGUAGAAACUUUCUGUCCACUCUGAUCAAGCUGGCAUCCAGUGGAAAACAGUCCUCUGAGACUACAGCCAGUGUUAAGGAGCUGGUCAAGAACUUGCUGGAAGCAAAGAUAGAGCCUGAAGAUUUCACCAGCAGGUUAUACCAGGAGCUCAACUCCUCACCACAGCCGUACCUUGUGCCUUUCCUGAAGAGAAGUCUCCCAGCGCUACGUCAGAUGACCCCAGACUCAGAGGCCUUCAUCCAGCAGAGCCUGCUGCCUCAGCCCAGCACUCAGCCAACUGCAGCAGCUUCCACAGCCCUCACUGCUGUGGUGCUACGACCUCCUCUCUCCACUGUCGCUACUACAGCCACCAGCACUGCCGUGACCAAAACCACCGUAAUCAGCCUCACUCAGACACCUCACAAUAAACCAGGACUGAUUGUGCCACAGCAACAAGGGACAAUGGUGAGGCCCCAGGUGACACUGACUCAGUCUCCCAUGGUAACACUCAGAGGACAACCUCAUAGCCGCAUCAUUGUGGGCCAGCCGCAGGUGGUCAAACAGCUGCAGACAGUUCCAGCAGUGAAGCCAACGUUGGCUCCAGGGGUCAAAGGAGUACAAGUAGUCAGUCAGGCCCCUCUCACUGCUGCUCAGAAGAACAAGCUGAAGGAAGCAGGAGGGGGAACCUUCAGGGAUGAUGAUGAUAUCAAUGAUGUGGCCUCCAUGGCAGGAGUCAACUUGUCAGAGGAGAACGCCCGUAUCUUAGCAACCAACUCUGAGCUUGUUGGCACGGUGACUCGUUCUUGUAAGGAUGAGGCCUUCCUCUCCACCCCUUCACUCGCUCGGAGAGCUCUUGAGAUUGGCAAGAAGUUUGGUGUCAGUGAGUUGGGCACAGAUGUGAUCAACUUCAUUUCCCAUGCUGCGCAGCAGCGGCUACAGAACCUGCUGGAAAAGGCAUCGCAAGUGGCACAGCAGAAGAACAUAACCUUUAAGGAGGACGAGCGGUACGAACAAGUUAGCGACGUGCGAGCCCAGCUCAAAUUCUUCGAGCAGCUGGAUCAGAUGGAGAAGCAAAGGAAGGAAGAGCAGGAGAGAGAGAUCCUCUUGAAGGCUGCCAAGUCUCGGUCACGGCAAGAGGACCCCGAGCAGCUCCGACUGAAACAGAAGGCCAAAGAGAUGCAGCAGCAGGAGCUGGCACAGAUCAGGCAGAGAGAAGCCAACCAAACGGCGCUGGCAGCAAUUGGCCCUAGGAAAAAACGGAAAAUGUACUCUCCUGUUAGAGGUGCCAGCGCAGAGGGUUCAGGGUCAGGGCCCUCCCAGCCUGGAGGCUCCAGUGGAGCAGGAUCCAGACAGUUUAUGCGACAGCGCAUCACCAGAGUCAACCUCAGGGACCUUCUAUUCUGCCUGGAGAGUGAAAGAGGGACCAGUCACUCGCACCUGCUCUAUAAAGGCUUCCUCAAAUAGCACCUGCAUUAAAAUGACUAGUCUCGCUCAGUGGCAAUAAGGAAGCAGAGUUGACCGUCAGCUCAGACCUUCUCUGCCAGUACUUCCCUUGAUCACCCAUUGCUGAAUGACGAGACGUCUGUCUGUGGGAAGAGAAUUAUCUGGAACACUGAAGAGACAUCAGCUUUUAAAAGCUUCUUCAGGCACAGGCCUUUUGUAUUUUCAGUGCUGAGAUGGAGCAAAUAUUAGAACUCGGCCCUGAUUUCAGCGUGCCUCUCAGCUUGGUUUGCUCUUCAGAGACCAGUUGCACUCAACCACACUUCCCUCAUGCACUGCCUCAUGCUGCACAUAAGAAAAAUGUCUUUAACUGAACUGAGAACUUCAGAUCUGAAAACCUUGACAGUGUCAUUGCGCUGACAUUUGGGUUGUUGCAGCAAAUCUCUACAAAGUGGUUCCAUUUUAGACUAAUGUGCAACAUUCAGGUGCAGCGUGAUUUUACAAAACUGCAGUAAUGCUAAUUUUCUUGACCAUGUUAACAUAAACACUCUGUUUAUUUAAGUUUUCAACAGAGAUUUUAAUUUAUCAUGCAUUUAUACUAUGUGUUAGCAGUUGUAACGCCUGUGGAUUGUUUUACACAGACUAAUCUUGACUAUUCUUGUCCUCUGCUGAGUUGCCUUCUUCAGAUUAAGCCAUAUGGAUUAGAAUGUGUUGCUCAGUUUAAGUAACUUCAUCUAUCCAACAGCUCUCUCCAGAUUUGUAGGAUGUCUACUUUAUUGUUUAGUUUGCUUUUUUUGUUUGUCUUUGCUUGACAGUUUCUGACACAGUGGUUUUUAUUCAGAUUCUAGCACAUUUAUUCCACAGAUAUAUACUUUACAUUCCUAUCGAUCAUUUCUGAAAAAUACCAUAGCAAGCCCCACCCCCCAUCUCCUCAGCAGCCACUUUCCAUUAAUUUCGUCAGUGAUGGUAAAAAAUUCAAUUGGCUUUCUGUCAGUAUCCUGGUGGUGCACUAACUGACUAGUUACUUAGAAAAUCCAAGAGUGAAGAAUGAAACAUUCACAUUAUGAAAUAAUAAUGUGGAUUUGGCUCUGCAUUUCUUCAAUAAUGUUUCCAAGAAGCAGAGCUGUCAGGUCCCACCUUUCUAUAAAUGUCACACAAAGAACUACAAAUUAUUAAAAAAAGAAGAAAAAAAAAGUACAAUGUUUAAGUUUAGCUUCUGGCUAAAAAAUGUUUGCGCAGGGCAUUUACCAUGAUUGCUUGUCCAUCCCAAGCACAUUUUAUUCUUUGCCUUUUGUAGCAUUUAAAAAUGAUUGUAAUGUUAAAAAUAGAAUGGACAUAGGUGGCUGCCUAAUGUUACUCAUAAAAAAUCAAAACUAGCAUGGUAUAAUUUGGAAAUGAAGUGGCUGUUGGUACUGUAAAGUAUCCACUCUGUGUAGCUUGUGCAAAAAUGUGAAUUUUAUGAAACAGAUUAUGGAGAAAUGAAACCCAGUUAUAUUUUUAAUUGCAGUCCUUUAAGUCAAUCAGUCAUUUUUCUAUUUCUAAGUUGUGCAUCCACAUUUUUAUAUUUGAGCGAAUGAUGGGGGUCAUGUUUGGUAAACAUGGGCAUGAAGUGCAGAACGAGGACUGCACUUUGACAGAUCAGUUUUCUAAAACUAGUCGAUCAUACCCACUUUAUAACUUUUUAUAUUUUUAGUGCACAUACUAAUUUUGGUCUUUAUACCCUUUGUCAUUUUAUGAAAUAACGUUUAUGGGAAAAUUUUAUUACUGUAUAUAUUUACGUUUGCUAUUUGUAGAUUUAUCAUUUGACGACUUUAAAUUGAGAAAUUUUGUCUUAUUUUUCAUGUAUAUAAAUAUGACAAAUAAGACAAAUAUAUGAUGCUUUUUUUUUGCCAAUAUCUUGUAAAUUUUGCACAGCCACUUGUUUAUAUGUAAAUAUCUGAAUUUAAAAAAAAAAGUUUUUAAGUGCUAUUUUAUAAUGGAUUGAGAGAAAAUAAU
Messenger RNA from Toxotes jaculatrix (banded archerfish), 4959 nucleotides. RefSeq names its product transcription initiation factor TFIID subunit 4-like. The transcript is spliced from 16 exons. Gene Ontology annotation, biological process: transcription initiation at RNA polymerase II promoter; DNA-templated transcription. Gene Ontology annotation, cellular component: transcription factor TFIID complex. The coding region runs from base 1 to 2988 and encodes 995 amino acids. Gene Ontology annotation, molecular function: RNA polymerase II general transcription initiation factor activity; DNA binding; protein heterodimerization activity. Lineage: Eukaryota; Metazoa; Chordata; Actinopteri; Toxotidae. The record is from RefSeq and is a predicted model, not a curated record.